Cottoperca gobio is the source of this 3097-nucleotide messenger RNA. RefSeq names its product F-box and WD repeat domain containing 8 (gene fbxw8). Lineage: Eukaryota; Metazoa; Chordata; Actinopteri; Perciformes; Bovichtidae. Gene Ontology annotation, molecular function: protein binding. The record is from RefSeq and is a predicted model, not a curated record.
GCAGCGCGUUGUCCCUCGUCGGACUGUUUAUAAAGAAGGACGCGUGCUUGUUUUGCGCGUCGGUGUCGAAAUACCACUUAACUGGUCUGUAUAACUAACACAUUUCUACGACAUCCUUUUUAAAACACUGUACAGUUAUAUUUGAUCAACUAUGAUUGAGAAAUAUGGCCGAGGACGAACUUGCUGCGUUCAGGGACUGUUGGAAAGAAGAACUAACGAGUAAUACAGAAGAGCAGCGACUUGUUUGUGCUCCUUCCCCCUCCUUGGAUGUUCCUGGUCAGUCAGGUCAGGGAGACUUGAAACAUAAGUAUUUUAAAGACUUAAAAAAUCUCAACAAGGCCUGUAGUCCUUCAAAACCAGAAGAGGUUGUUUGCGCUGAAGAUGAAGGAUGUGUUAGUGGUCGUGGAAAAGCUGCAGCAGAGUCAGAGGAACAGCCUGAGUAUGUGUCCAUUGCACGUAGUUUGCUGGAUGGGAGGACAAGUCCCCUGCUGGACAGGAUUCAGGAGGAAAGAACCAGGAGAAAGAGGCAGUAUCAAAAUAUGACCAACGUCCGCAGUGCAUCCCUGCAGCAUCAGCAGCAGCAGCAGCAGCCUAAGAGAAAAGUCAAGAAAGACAAGGAGCUGUUGGAUCAACUCAUUCAGGAUCUGAAUGAAGUCAAUGAUAUUCCCUUCUUUGAUAUUGAGCUGCCGUACGAGUUAGCCCUUAAGAUAUUCCAAUAUCUCAACUGUACUGAGCUGGGCCGAUGUGCACAGGUGAGCAGGGCAUGGAGAGUCCUUGCAGAGGACGGUGUUCUGUGGUUCAAGAUGUGCACGGGGAAGGGCUACCAUCAGGAUGCCAGCGUGUCUGACUCCCCCUGCUGGAAGAGCACGCUGCGAGACUGCAGGAACUCAGCCAAAACUGUGCGCUCCAACUGGAAGAAUCGAGUGGGAUCCAUCAGCCAGCUGCAGUUCGAGCUGGGGAAGGUGCUGUGUGACGUCAACUCCUGUGAAAACUUUGUCUUUGCUGGGUACACGUCUGGUGAUGUGAGGCUGUGGGACACGCUGCACUGGGACUCGACAGCCUCUUACCUGAAGGUUAACAGCCUGUCGGCCAACUCUAACCCCCGGCCUUGUGUUAGUCACGUCCAGGUCAACGGCACAGUGGCUGCUGCUGCUUAUGAAGACGGCUGUGUGGACCUGUGGAGCACCGAGACAGGUGGAGAGCACAUCCACCACUAUCAGAGCCCAGAGAGGAUCCAGGCUUUGGCCCUGUGCCCCGACAGUCCCGUCCUGGGUUCUGCUGCCGGGCCUCACGUUCGGCUGGACCGCGCCGACGAUCGCGGCUACUGGAGAACGCUCUGCCGGGCUCAGCUACCUAAGACUGUAGAGAGCCUGGUUUUAGUGCCAGACAGGGGGCAGCGGUGCCCGCUGGCGGCUCUGGCAGCAGGAGAGGCCGUGUACCUGGUGGACCCUCGGGAGGAGGAGCCACGGACGCUCCACUCGGUCUACGGUCAUCCUGUUACCUGCCUGGACGUCUCCGAUUCCCAUGUUGCACUUGGAGUGAAGCGCACGGGUUGGGCCAUGCACGAUGGAGGAAACAAGAUCCACAUCUACAGCCUAGAGACGGGGAAACCUGUGGCUUGUGUCGGCGACUCGUUGGGAGAUUUCACUUGCAUCAACCUGAGAGACAGCCCUGCUCACCUGCUGGUGUGUGGAAACAAAGACCGGAGGGUGAGGGUGUUUGACCUACGAGCUGGCUCUUCCGUGGCGUCCCUGUACGGCCACCACCUGGGUGUCACCUCGGUUCAAGCGGACGAUUGGAAGAUCGUGAGCGGCGGAGGCGAAGGAUUGGUGUGCGUGUGGGAGAUGAGGAUGGGAGCGAAGCUGUGGGAGAUGCACAACAGGCAUCCUGUCAGGCACGUAUACUUCAACACCAGCACCCUGGUAACAGCUAACAUCCCAGAUGACAAGUCGCCAAGGGGUGCCUGCAUCACAGACGAUGACCUUACAGCUCACCGCAGACACAGGGGAGUCAUCUGCCAUUACGACUUCUCUGAGGACGCGCUGUCACAGGAUCACAUCCUUCCCAUCUGCAGGUCCGACUAUGUCGAGUCAUCCGGCUACAACUACAACAUCGGCCUGGCGAUGCCUUACGACAGGCUGUCUGGCUCCCAUCCAUCGCACUGACACGCAGUUUUCCAAACGACUGCUGGACUCCCUGAGUGACUGACAAUAGGAACUUUUGAUCAGUUUGAUUCUCCAAACUGAAUUAUUUUAUUAAAUAAGUUUCCUUUUAUCGUCCUAUUCUAAUGAAGCUUUUUGGCAAUGUAACUUUUCAAUGUAUAUUGUCUGUAACUGGUAUUUGUCAUUUACAAAGUGGAAGCUACUGAGAUGUUGCCCAGGAUCACAGCCUUGUAAACAAAUACUGUAAAAUAAUGAAUUUUUAAUCAAAUGGAUUUUAUACUCUGCAGCUGUGCAACAUCACAGCAAUAAGAAAGGUAACAUGUUUACUUAAUACGGUUCUUCCUAGUUCAUUUGUUAUUGGCUUCUCUAAAAAAUCAUAAAACAUAUAUACAAAAUCAAACACAUGCAUUUGUUUUAUCAUAAAGGCUUACAUUUAUUUUGUUCAUUAAUACAGUUAAGUACAAAGCCUGUAAUAAAUCAUCUCAGGGUGAGUAUCAGUCAAACAUAGUGGAUUUUCAAGGCAGAAAACUGUGGUGGGUUACAAGACUCAGAGGAACAGAUUAAUAAAACCUGUAACUAUUCUGCAGCUGCAGAGGAAUGGUUUGUGCCUGCAGUCUCACUCUUUGGAUGCUAGCCAUAACAAAUGACCCAUGAAUGCCAGAGCACGACUGACUACAUGUGAACCGUUUGACUAAAAAACAGAAUCCUUCACAAUACGUGCUGGUCACAUAAAGCGGAGAAGAAAGAAUGAUAGAAUGUGUGAUAAAAGAUGGGAAACAAAUCUCUUUGAAAUAUGUGACACUUAAAAACUGUAUAAACAACAUUAUGAAACUGAAUUCUUUGGUAUUAUAGAACUAUAGUAGUAAAUGUCAUUUCUGCCAUCUUGUCAGUCUUUUUUAAUCGUAUAAAAAUGUACUUGCAGUAUGGUACUAUUU